AUGUAUUUAAAUAAAAAUGCAACCAGUGCAAAAUCUGAAUAUUCACGCCAUUCUAUAGAAAUAGUAAAUAGUAAAAGUAGGACGGAUAUCUGUCGAUGGUUGAUUUUGCUGAUAUCGUUAUCGACAUGGACGAAACUCACAGAUUCAAAAGAAAUGCGUGUGGUUUGUUAUUACACGAAUUGGUCGGUGUACAGGCCCGGACAGGCCAAAUUCAGCCCACAGAACAUCAAUCCGUACCUAUGCACGCAUUUGGUGUAUGCCUUCGGAGGAUUUACCAAAGAAAAUACCCUCAAACCAUUCGAUAAAUACCAAGACAUAGAAAAAGGUGGAUAUGCGAAAUUCACUGGCCUCAAGACCUACAACAAGAACCUCAAGACCUUGAUAGCUAUCGGAGGUUGGAACGAAGGGUCUUCCAGGUUCUCGCCAAUGGUGGCUAACGCAGAACGACGAAAAGAGCUGGUAAAAAAUGCUGUCAAGUUCCUCAGGCAGAACCAUUUUGAUGGAUUGGACUUGGAUUGGGAGUACCCCACGUUUAGGGAUGGUGGUAAAUCUAGGGAUAGGGAUAACUAUGCUCAAUUAGUGAAGGAACUAAGGGAAGAAUUUGAACGAGAAUCGGAGAAAACAGGAAGGCAAAGAUUAUUGCUCACCAUGGCUGUACCGGCUGGUAUAGAAUACAUUAACAAAGGCUAUGAUGUACCUAAACUCACCAAGUACUUGGAUUGGAUGAAUAUAUUGUCCUACGAUUACCAUUCGGCUUUUGAACCUGCCGUAAAUCACCAUGCCCCCCUUUUUGCUUUGGAGGAAGACAAUGAAUACAACUAUGAUACGGAACUGAACAUCGUGAGUACCUACUAUUAAAAAAUUAUAAGUUCC
This is a messenger RNA of Sitophilus oryzae (rice weevil), 873 nucleotides long. RefSeq names its product chitotriosidase-1-like. Gene Ontology annotation, biological process: carbohydrate metabolic process; chitin catabolic process. The coding region runs from base 1 to 858 and encodes 285 amino acids. Gene Ontology annotation, cellular component: extracellular region. Lineage: Eukaryota; Metazoa; Arthropoda; Insecta; Coleoptera; Curculionidae. The record is from RefSeq and is a predicted model, not a curated record. Gene Ontology annotation, molecular function: chitin binding; chitinase activity. The transcript has 6 exons.